AGCUCGAGCAGAUCAUGUCAUGACGACUUCGCUGCUCCUGCAUCCGCGCUGGCCGGAGAGCCUUAUGUACGUCUAUGAGGACAGCGCGGCGGAGAGCGGCAGCGGAGGAGGCGGCGGGGGAGGCGGCGGCGCGGGCGGCGCGGGGGGCGGCUGCAGCGGAGCGAGCCCCGGCAAAGCCCCCAGCAUGGACGGGCUGGGCAGCAGCUGCCCGGCCAGCCACUGCCGCGACUUGCUUCCGCACCCCGUGCUGGGCCGCCCGCCGGCUCCCCUGGGCGCCCCACAGGGCGCCGUCUACACGGACAUCCCGGCCCCAGAGGCUGCGCGCCAGUGCGCCCCGCCGCCGGCGCCCCCCACCUCGUCCAGCGCCACCCUGGGCUACGGCUACCCGUUCGGUGGCAGCUACUACGGCUGCCGCCUGUCGCACAACGUGAACCUGCAGCAAAAGCCUUGCGCCUACCACCCGGGUGAUAAAUACCCGGAGCCAUCGGGCGCCCUGCCGGGUGACGACCUGUCCUCCAGGGCCAAGGAGUUCGCCUUCUACCCCAGCUUCGCCAGCUCCUACCAGGCGAUGCCCGGCUACCUGGACGUGUCGGUGGUGCCUGGGAUCAGCGGGCACCCAGAGCCGCGUCACGACGCGCUCAUCCCCGUCGAAGGCUACCAGCAUUGGGCUCUCUCCAACGGCUGGGACAGUCAGGUGUAUUGCUCCAAGGAGCAGUCGCAGUCCGCCCACCUCUGGAAGUCUCCCUUUCCAGACGUGGUUCCCCUACAGCCCGAGGUGAGCAGCUAUCGGCGAGGGCGCAAGAAACGCGUGCCCUACACCAAGGUGCAGCUGAAGGAGCUAGAGAAGGAGUACGCGGCCAGCAAGUUCAUCACCAAAGAGAAGCGCCGGCGCAUCUCUGCCACCACGAACCUCUCGGAGCGCCAGGUCACCAUCUGGUUUCAGAACCGGCGGGUCAAAGAGAAGAAGGUGGUCAGCAAAUCGAAAGCGCCUCAUCUCCACUCCACCUGACCGCCCAUCUGGCCACCCGCCCCAUCUAUUUAUGUCACCGCUUUGUACCAUAACCGAACCCACCGAUGGACGCUUCGCCGGUGCGGACGAAUAUUUAAUGUUAACGAGAAAGAGUAACCGCGUCGCGGGAGGCAGAGAGGAUCCGAGGGCAAGCUCCGCAGCCCCCUGCUCCCCACCCCAUCCUCAACCCCCACUCCCAUGCAGAUGGGACCUACUAGCCUCUACAGCUUUGGAGGUGGGUGUGGGUGGGCUGUGGGAGGAAGGCUAACUGCCUCCACAUCCCUUUGCCCUCGACCUUGGCUUGCCAGAAAACCUAAUGGCAGCAGAGAGCCCGAUCAUUCCAACCAAAGCAGGGUUGGGGGAUCCCGAAUGACCCCAUUCUUGCCUCAUCCUUUGCCCAGGCAGGUUGAUGACCCUCCUGAGGGUGGGGCCUCGGUGCAGGACCUGGUGAGCUCAUACCAUCCCCCCCCCCAGUUCCUCCUCCUGUUCCCAGUCCCUCCCGCGCUCCUUAGUUAGGCAAGAUUUCCCAGUUAAGAUUUUCUGUGCAUAUUUUAAAAGUCGCGUUAAUAUUAAUGAUACUUGUUAGGGAUCUGGCAUCGUGAUUGGAGUACAGACAGCGCGUAGGUUUUCUUUCUUCCCUGUUUCAACAAAAGCUGGAAUCAGUGGGGGAACUGCCCGCCCCCACCUCAACCAGGAAGCUGCAUUUCUCUGGAGUCCCCACUGCCUCCUGUGUUCUGCUCUCCAUCAACGUGCAGAGAUCCAAGGAGAUGGAAACUCCAACCACGCUGCUAAAUAUCUCUCUCUCUCUCUCUCUCUCUCUCUCUCUCUCUCUCUCUCCCCUUCCUCUCUCCCUCUCCCUCUCUUUACUGGGGAUCAGGCCAGGCACAGAAGCAGAACGUUUUUCUAAGGAAAGGACAAACUUCUCUUCCAAUGGGAUGGAGAGUGGGUCCCCCAGCACAGCCCCUCUCCAGCUGCCCUUCCAUGGAGGCCAUAGCUGAGGAGACAGCCUCACACUUUCACUUUUACUGGUUGUCCAGAGGAAAGCAGUUUUCUUCCAGAAGGCCAAAAUAACCAGCCCCCAAUUAACCAGCUAAUAUAGACACCGCCUAACAUUUCCCUCCUCAAAGGCCAACUCACUGCUGGGGGGGGGGGGAGGCCCCUCACCUUCUCCCUUCCCACUGGUGCAUUACAAAACAGUGUUCUUUUGAAAUGUUCAUCAGAAAUAGGCUUUUUUAAAAUGUGUGUAUCUGUAUAUAGUAUUGUGAUGUCUGAAUGACAACGUACUGAAUGCAAAAAGAAAAAGAACCCCACAAACCUGUUUUUAAAAUAAAAUCUUUUUUUUUUUUGCCUUGAUUUUAUCGCUCAGAUUCCUUCUGAAGACGCUUCUGUCCUCUUGCUCGUCAGGGCCAUCCCUGAUACCCUGACUCAGCCCAGGCGAGCAAGGGGAGGAAUGUAGACAUCACCCCCAGCCGGGUAAAUUCCAAACUCCUAUUUUGUUCCGCUUACAUUUCUAAAGUGAGUUACUUGGGUUGUUGAUGUGAUCUAGACAGGAGAAAAACGCCGUCCUCAGAAUAGAUGAGUGUAUGUUGGGAAGAAAUGGGUGUGAUUAGCAACUGGGAAGGCCCCGAAGCAGGUGAGUGAGAAAAGUACGUUGCCAUUGACCUCGGUUAAUAGUUGGGGGUCAGGCCUGGAUUUAGGAGGUGAGAAGGCAGCAAGCACCCAGUUGGAGCUGGAUGCUGUGGCGGUAGCGGACGGUGGUAGGGGCCCUCCUGCCCCCAGAAGGGUAGCCGGUUCAGGGCUGGGGCUAGGAAGGGCCUGCACAGCCUGUCCUGCUGGCGUGUAGCCCGCAAGCUCAGCGUUCUUGGGCUGCUCUCUUUUGUCUUCCAUCAAUCUAUGCCGAGACAUCAGGCCGAUAGGACCCUUUGGUCCUGCAGUUCACUAAGCCAACCCCACUUUCCUUCUCCAGCCUUGCUGGGAACCACAGUCUUCCAGGCAGUCAGGAGCCGCGUGGACUCUGUCACUAAUUUGUUUCCCCCGUCGCGUCCGUCUGUGCCUAUCUCCCUAUCUAGCGGAGUUAAUGAGAUCAUUAAGUUGUCAGGUUAAGAGACUUUUAAAAAGCAGUAUAGCCUAAAACAAUGUUAUCUCAGAUUAAAUCUUUACUGCAGCAA
This is a messenger RNA of Neofelis nebulosa (Clouded leopard), 3177 nucleotides long. It is a transcript of the gene HOXC13, whose product is annotated as homeobox C13. Gene Ontology annotation, biological process: regulation of transcription by RNA polymerase II. The record is from RefSeq and is a predicted model, not a curated record. The coding region runs from base 20 to 1009 and encodes 329 amino acids. Gene Ontology annotation, molecular function: RNA polymerase II cis-regulatory region sequence-specific DNA binding; DNA-binding transcription factor activity, RNA polymerase II-specific. NCBI's taxonomy places the organism in Eukaryota, Metazoa, Chordata, Mammalia, Carnivora, Felidae. The transcript has 2 exons.